Molecule: messenger RNA, 1053 nt
Organism: Sporothrix brasiliensis 5110
Lineage: Eukaryota; Fungi; Ascomycota; Sordariomycetes; Ophiostomatales; Ophiostomataceae
Exons: 1
Coding region: 1-1053 (350 amino acids)
Cellular component (GO): plasma membrane
Source: RefSeq, a predicted model, not a curated record
AUGGCCGCUGCCACUGCCGUGACUGGCGCCGCCUUUGGCGCCGCCUUUGUCGCGUCCGGUGUCUAUCUGCCCGCCGUCAUCCUCGACCAGCUCAAGUGGGAGAACUGCCACAUGCUCCAGGCUUUCCUGACAGCCACGGCCGCCAGCGCCAUUAUCACGACAACGGCCCAGAAGAUCAACUACACCAAGUUCUCUCCACGCUCAUACGCCGACCGCGGCUGGUUCGCGCCCUACGACGGCAAUGUGGUCGGUGGUCUGGCGCUCGGUGCCGGCAUGGCCUUGUCCGGCGCGUGCCCCGGCACUGUGCUGGCCCAGGUGGCCCUGGGCAUCCGCUCCGGAUACUAUGCCCUCGGCGGUGGGCUCCUCGGCGGCACAGUCUGGGCGGCCAUUCUGCGGCCACGGAUCGACAGCGCAAAGAAGGCCCGCUUGGCCAAGACCGAGAAGCCCACGCCGUCGCCGCCCGUUACCAUCCAGGCCUUGGCUGGCGUCUCCACGGCCACGGCUCUCGUGGGCCUCGAGGUCACGUUCGCCGCCAUUGUCGGUGCCUCCCUGGCCACCUACGGCCCCGGCCCGGACGCCAAGAUCUCACCCGUCGUCGGCGGCCUGAUCAUUGGACUCGUGCAGCUGUUCUCCGUCGCCGCGCGCAAGUCCUUGCUGGGCGUCUCGACUGUCUACGAGGACGUCGGCGACUGGCUGCUGUACUAUGCGACGUCGUCCUCCUCCGACAAGACGAAGAACGACGAUGCGGCGGCGCCCAAGAAGAUCCCUGCCGUCAACUCCAUUACCCUUUCGCUCGCCAUCUACGCCGGCGCCUGGGCGUUUGCGCUGCUCGCGCCCCAAUUUGGCGUGUCGCCGUCGUCAGUCGCCGCGUCCAGUGCCAUCUCGCCGGCGACGGCUGCCCUGGGCGGCUUCACCAUGGCCAUCGGCUCGCGCGUUGCCGGCGGCUGCACGUCCGGUCACGGCAUCAGCGGCAUGUCGCUGUUUUCGAUAUCCAGCUACAUCACCAUGGCCUCAGCCUUUGUUGGUGGCGGUCUGGUCGCUCUUCUUUUGUAG